AUGCUUUCAGCUCACAUAUCGAAAUUGUCUACAGUAGUUGCAACGACGCUCUUUUACUUUCUUCAAACAAGCAGAAAAGACGCCAUUCCUCCGGGGACAUUAAAGAAAGUUAUCGAGCAAGCACACGGUGAGAAAAAAAAUAAUUUUAUUUUCAUUAACGAGCAAGUCUCAAUCUAGUUCUGCGCAUUAUAGUGAGGCGUACCAAUAUAAGCGAUUACAGGUGAAAAAAUAGAGAACGACGUGGAAAUUAAAGCCGGGCAUUCGUUUUAAGGGUUCAACUUACGUCCGUAUAUGUGCAGUUUCACUUCUAAGUGGUAUGUGUAUGACUUCUACUCUGAGCAAGCAAGAAAGGAUUAAUUAUACUCUCUUGGACCAAGCCAUCAUCGGAGUUAAGACCAAGUAAGCCUAAAACCGUCCGGAAUUAGUUUCCACGGCGCAAAUAUAGUUAGCAUGCUUAUUGCGUGACAAAUUAGAUUUGAUGCACCAGCGUGGGAAACUGAAGGCCAGGAAAAAAGCUAUGCCAAUAUUUGCGCAUAGAGUGACAGCUUGUAGAUAAUUUGCUUUACAUGUAAAAUGAAAAUCUUUCAGGUUAUACUCGAUGAACUGAAACGAAAAUCAGGAUAGUUUCAUUACUCAUCAUGAAUGGUCACGUACAAUGCGCGCCGUGAGCCUUUCGAAAGUAAGUCAGUCCCGGAAGUCAGUAAACCACACGUCCCAAAAGUCAACAAACCAUAGCAGUUUCGAAAUGUUGACACUGGUCUCAGGUGUUUCUUAAUAUCUUCUUCAAACAAAAAGAACCUAAAUUUGUUUCGAGUGUAAUUCGUCAUGGCAUCUUGCUGCUUUUUGUCGUUAUUUAAGCUAACAUCGCCAUGCGGAUCAAGCUCAAAAAAUCUAGAAGAUUUGCAGGGUGUUUCUCUUAACGAAUAUAAUAAGGAGGUUUACUCACAUAAAAUCGGACCGGAUGAAGCAAUUUGUGACGAAAUGGCGUUGUUGCUAGCAAGAGCAGGCACAGUUUCUCGUUUAAAUGAUUGAACACUUUCUUGUAGUUUUAUUUUGUACUAAAAUAAAUUCUGAUUGGUUUAUGGGACUUAAAUUUUAGGAAUAUGUACAGCUGAAAGUUCCCAUUUGUCAUCUACUGUAUGUUCUCACCAUCGAGAAAAGUACGGCCUUCGCUUGAGAAGUGGAAAGGUGAGAUGCUCUGUUCCAGGUAAGGUGGCAGGACAUAAAUCUUCAACGGUGAAGGGAGAUCGCAGUAUGAAGAGUAAAGAAUCUUCUUUUAUUGCGAUACAGUGGGGGAGCUUUAUCCUAUUGGAACCCGUAAGUAAUUUAAAGUUUGCUGAAGUUAGUGCCGUUACACGUACAGUUAAAUGCGAUCGGAUACUUCUAUGAGCGUGUCAUGCAUUGAAACGCAACCACAUGUUUCCAAGGAGACGAGUCAUUGCAACUGAGUGAGCGCACAUACAAGUUCGAUAAUAGAUCCCGAGCAGUCCUUCAUUUCUCUCAGAUCGAGCAAGUGGGUGGAAAUCAGCUCCCGCGAGAACACGCGUGUUCUCACGGGGCUGAUUUCCACGCGCGUGAAGCGUGCUCGCCCGCUGAAUCUGAGAAAAAAUGAAGGAGUGCUUGUAGUUUACUCUUACAAUUAUUGUUUAUUAUAAUUGUCAGAAGCUUACCUUUAUCCCACAUGGGUAAUAGGGCGGGCGUUAUCUAGUUAUAGUAUGAAGAACAUAUAGCGAAAAACAUAUAGCAAACAAACAAACAGAAAAUUAUUUGAGUCAUGCUACGCAUGUUACGUACCCUUAGUAUCUCUGUUGUCUCUUAAAAACUUUGAUAAUUUAGAAGCUAAAUUCGUUCAACCAAUUAAUCAAUUGGAAUUGCGCAAUAUUAAUUUCAUUGAGUUUUCUUGCCUUUAGCAAUUUGUAAGCGAUGCAGGGACCAUUUGCAAGAACUAGUUUUAAAACACGCUCCACCAAUUAGCCAAGCAAGCAUCUCCCCAGACGUCUCCGCUUCAUACCAACUGCCUCAAGAGGAAGAAACAUCUCAAGAUAAAGAGAGUUCAGAAAGCAGUGAACAUGAAGCAAUGCAGAUACGUUUCGUUAAAGGGAAAGCCGGAAAAAUGUUAGUAAUAAAGUUUAACUUUUAUAUCUCCAUCAUUGCGUUCGGUGAGUGAUAAGGUGAUUGCUUCUUUCUUCACGGUGUGUGUUUAUAAGUACCUAGGAAUUGUGUAGAAGCCAGCAAAAAAUUAUUGCAGUGCUCUCUUGCGCGCUAUUGUGUAUUUUAAAUGUGAACUUAGCGCCGAUAGCGUACAAGACCCAGUCGUGAAUGGGGUGGGGGGGAGGCGUUUUUAUUUUUUUUGGUGUGUAAACCCAAAAAUAUUUUGCCGGUAUUCCUUUCUUUUGCGAAAAAAUUGUAUUUUACCAAAAAUAAGGAGGGGGGGCCUCCCCUUGAUCUGCCACUGAGACAGGCCACUAUACUCUUAACUACCGGUCAUAAAGUACAACCAUUUAUUGUGCAGCUUGCAUGCAUAAGAUACAACUGAUAAUCGAAAUUGACUUACCACCUUUGACGAUGGACAAACAACACCGCUUCUAAAAUUACGUAUGUUAGACCUACAGGUUUUUCGAUACGUGUCUAUAUAGCACAAAGCGUUUUUAGUUUGGAAUACUUAGCGGGUCACGGACGCUAGGUAACUUGGCAUUACGCGCAUCCUGCAAGUUAUCACACAUUUUCUCUUUUAAUUUCUCAAAGGAGAGUGAAAAAUGUACAGCAUCAGAAGAAUUAGCCGGGAGAAUGGAAUGUCUUCAGAUUGAAGAUCGAAGUUUCGUCCAAUCACUAGAGACAACGAGCACCACAUUUUCUUCUGUGGAAAAUGUAAUGUCUGAUUUUGAGCUUCAACGUUCAAAACUGAAUGCUUUUCUUGAGGAGUGCCAAAUCCAAGCACUUGGAAGCCCUUGGCUAGAGUAGGCCCAGGCCAGUCAAAGAACACGUCAAAGAGACGUGCAAAGAACCUCGGAGAUAAUUUCUUCUGUCCUCGAAGUGGUUUAUCCCGAUGACCCUGGUUAUCUGUGGACUGAACUGCAAACUUCUAAAACAGUUAGUAAAAUAUUGGGUGAUGAAACAGUGUGGCCCCCAUCUGAUAGAAGUUAUCUUGCGACUCUGGCAGAAGCAUACAAUGUAAAGGCAUGGGAUACAAGAAAACAGGUUUCGUCUAUUAUGGUAGGCAUCGCCAGCUACAAAGCACUAUUGGCCUUCAUUCCUGGGUUGACGCCAUACCGUUAUACCCAGGCCGGCUUGCUUCGCCUCCAGCACGGUAGAACAGUCCCUGCGCCAAAAAAAGAGGCCCCCCGAUUACGGAUUGAUAGGCAGCAUCUAGACCACUUUUUAAGUUUCACCACGAGCCCUCAUUUAGUGCAGGAUCUCCCAUUAAGUACAAAGAAUCUUAAACUAUCAAAUGGUCAGAGCAUUGCGGUUCCUAACUUAAUACGAACCUUGAUUCCAAAGCGAAUCUUUAGGCAAUACAAACAGUACUGCUCGGAAACUAAUUUUUCACCAUUCAGCGAGAGGACAAUGACGAGGAUCCUUUCAGAGUGUAGUGCCUCCCUACGCAAGUCCCUUCAAGGCCUCGAUUACUUUGCUGCAGAGGGGGCACGAGCUUUUAACGAUUUGUCCGCUGUUCUAGAACAAGCUUUGGAGAAUGGAGCAAGAAAAGAGAGAGUACAAGGUCUACAGGAGGCGCUGAAGGCGGGAAAGCUAUAUCUCAAGGGUGACUUUAAAGUAAUACAUUUUUUCCUAUACUUGAAAACACUUGAGAGUACCUCGAUUUGUUUGUUUCUCCAUCCUCUUUUGGGAUUUUUUGGGAGUGCAUUAUGUCCAAGUAGGAGAAAAGAAGACUGAAUUUCAGAGAACAAUUUCGCACUCUAGCACAUUAUUUUUCAAUUGCAAUAGCAAGAAGUGUUCAAACUUGAUUCUUCGUUCGUUCUGGUUUAACUAGCCUGCAUGGUGGGCGUAGAAAGGGGAGCCGAGAAGAGAGUUUGUACGCGUUAAGUUGCGUUCGCCUCAAAUAAGACAAUUAACCGAGCACAAGUCAAUCGAAUAUUGUUAAAUUUUGUCGCCCAUAAGCGAGUCUUUUGAGGCAAACAGCUUUACGGUUAAUUUUGGGACUGUACUUGUUUUGUUAAAAUUUCAAUCUUUUGCCCGCUAUAUUUGUUUGACUUUAGCUCGAAGUAAUGAUUUCCAGAACAUUAUGUACACUAACUGGAGGAUGUUCACAUGCAUGGGUGCACCGCGCGUCCAUAAAACUCAAAAUGGAAAUUUAGUCUUGCACUUGCUUAUGAAAUUGAAGUACGUGGUUCUCCGUUGCAUAUGUUUUGUUUAUCAGUAGAGGGCAUAUGCCACGAAAGAUUUAAAAUCGUAUCUCAUCAAAGGUCACUGACACAUGAAAUACGAAGGAAUAUCCCUUGCAAUAUUUAAGAUAUGAGUGUAUAUAAGGCUAUACCCCACAAACCUUUGCUAAAACUGUCUAUUUACCCCAUUAUUACCAGGUUCAUAUCACUGAUAGCUCUCCUGUCGCAGAACACUGCAGUACGUUUUCACUGAGUGAUUCAUCAGACGCAGACCUGAAGCAGUCAUGUAGUCACAUUCAUGACCAAAAGUGUGAUCAAUGCACAAGUUUAGCAUCUGCACUAAGCGAUAUAGAGAAACUGUUGCGAGAAAUUUCAUUCAACCGUGAAGACAACCGAGACGAGGCUUUCUUUAUCUACAAAAGUGCUAACCUGGCUAUCCACGCGUGGAAGUGCCACUUGUUAAGAAAUGUCAAGCAAGAUAAGGCACGCCUUGACUCCCUGUACCGUCUUGAUGAACACACCGUGCUGUUGGUAAAUGAUUGGGCCAUGAAAUCUAUCCCACAAAAAUACCGAGAAUCCCAGUCUUAUUGGUUCGGUAAACGGGGAAUUUCAUGGCACAUAUCUGUUGCAUACCGCAAAGUUGACGGAUAG
Messenger RNA from Pocillopora meandrina, 4991 nucleotides. NCBI's taxonomy places the organism in Eukaryota, Metazoa, Cnidaria, Anthozoa, Scleractinia, Pocilloporidae. The record is from the annotation of a GenBank genome assembly.